UUGGUUUUUAAAUACCAGUACAAAUAGGAAACUAAUUUUAUUUUUGAUAAGUGCAUUUCUGUACCAUUCAUUGUAUUAAAAUCAUAUUUGUAUUUGUAUUAGGACUUAAAGCUGUAAAUUAAUACAAAAGUAAAGUUUGGAGGAUUUAUAUAUAUCGCUAAUGACGGUAAAAAGUAAACACAUAUUUCAUUAAACCACUGUACAUUCGGGGGCUAUACAAUGUGUCAAUUAAGGAGCAUGUUUUGGGGAUAUGCUGCUUUUGUUGUAGUGGUUUUGUUAGGAUAUGUGUACCUCUCUUUAAAUCAGGUACGUGUGACAAAAAUAGUAUCCAGGAUUCCUACACCAAAAAAGUUAUUCACCAAAGUAGUUCUGCAUGAGGAUUUAAUUACUACAGUCUCAACACAAAAAUACAGGUUAGGAAAAAUAAAGGAGGGAUGUAAAAAACACAAAAUGCUCAACUUUACAAAAACACCGAAGUUGAAUAAUCCGUACCUUUUCAUGUUUGUUGACGAAAAACGUAAAAUUGUGUCCUGUCACGUGCAAAAGGCAGGCAGUACGUUACUUAACAGAAUACUUGCUAUUCUUAUUGGAGAUUUGCCAGUUACAAAUCCAUUGAAUAUCCCACCAUAUUUAGCUCACAAUCGUAACGAUUUGAAAUCUCUCAAUGAAUACAAGCCGGCAGAUGCAGAACGGAUACUUAAAACAUACUACAAGUACUUGUUCGUUCGAGACCCACUCUCGAGGCUGAUUUCUUUCUACGAAGAUAAACUAUAUUUCCCUGACAACGAAUUCAGGUCUAAGUUUGGGAGGAAAAUGAUAUCUGUUUUUCGACCUAAUGCGAGUGCAAAAUCAUUGAGAUGUGGACAUGAUGUUACAUUUAAGGAACUUUUCAAUUCUGCAAUCAAUGCUGGAAUUUUUGAUAGUCGCCCUGCUUUUGCACACUAUGGGGAACAAAUACACGUCUGCCAUCCUUGCCAAAUAGAGUAUGACUUCAUCGGUAAACAGGAAACAAUGAUUUCGGAUAUCAAAGAAUUGUUUCGUCAAAUCAAUGUCAGCCAUUUGGUCAACAUGACGUCAACCCAGGAACAGCGCAACAUCGAUGCUAUCGUAUUCAAACUUCAUCCUAGCAAGAAUGAGUGGAAUAAACUAAUCCAAUGUGAAUCACAACGGGAACUUAUACAUCGAAUC
This is a messenger RNA of Owenia fusiformis, 1188 nucleotides long. NCBI's taxonomy places the organism in Eukaryota, Metazoa, Annelida, Polychaeta, Sabellida, Oweniidae. The record is from the annotation of a GenBank genome assembly.